AUGUGUCACGGACAUCCUAGAUAUCACUCGUGUGCGCAUACAUCCCUCGUCUGGUAUUACUGCCCUUCGGCACACAUAGACCUAGAGACUGGCUUCGAAACACCUUGCCGCAAUGUCUCGUUUGCACCAGCCCAGUCAAGUCCGCUGUCAUGUCCUCUCAAGAACUGUCAGUUUGUAGACAAGGGCGGCAGCUGGAUAUGCUGCAAGUGCGGUCAGGGGCCCAACACCCAGGGCUGGUGCUCUACUCCCAUGGCCAACAUCCAAGAUGAUUUGGACUCGUUGCAGCUGGAAGACGACCAAAGAACCUGUGACCACGGAUGUUGUGACGACUGCAAGCGAUUCGGUAUGGACCACACUUACACUUAUCCCCUCUGA
This is a messenger RNA of Trichoderma harzianum CBS 226.95, 375 nucleotides long. RefSeq lists its product as hypothetical. The record is from RefSeq and is a predicted model, not a curated record. The transcript has a single exon. NCBI's taxonomy places the organism in Eukaryota, Fungi, Ascomycota, Sordariomycetes, Hypocreales, Hypocreaceae. The coding region runs from base 1 to 375 and encodes 124 amino acids.